Molecule: messenger RNA, 2244 nt
Organism: Ilex paraguariensis (yerba mate)
Lineage: Eukaryota; Viridiplantae; Streptophyta; Magnoliopsida; Aquifoliales; Aquifoliaceae
Source: the annotation of a GenBank genome assembly
AUGUAUAAAGUUGCAAGUGCAUCAGAAUACCUGGUGAUCACCGGUGUUGGCAUCGGUGACAUAAAAAUAGCUAAGAAAGCAUGGAUCCUUCCGGGUCAAUCUUGGACCGUCUUCGACAUCUCACCUGUAAAUUACACCUUCGAAGUCCAAGCUAUGAGCGCCGAAAAGCUCCCUUUUGUCCUCCCGGCGGUCUUCACCAUCGGCCCACGGAUCGACGACGACGAUAGCCUCCUCAAAUAUGCUAAGCUCAUCUCUCCCCAUGACAAACUCUCUCACCAUGUCAAAGAGCUCGUCCAAGGCAUCAUCGAAGGCGAAACUCGUGUCCUAGCAGCCUCAAUGACCAUGGAAGAAGUUUUCAGAGGAACCAAAGAGUUCAAGCAAGAAGUGUUUGCGAAAGUUCAACUUGAACUUAACCAGUUUGGACUUUUGAUCUACAAUGCAAAUGUCAAACAGUUGGUGGACGUGCCAGGGCACGAGUAUUUCUCUUACUUGGGUCAGAAAACUCAGAUGGAAGCUGCGAAUCAAGCGAAAGUUGAUGUUGCAGAGGCGAGGAUGAAGGGAGAGAUCGGCUCGAAGCUUCGAGAGGGACAGACGCUUCAAAACGAGGCAAAGAUCGACGCGGAGACGAAGAUUAUAUCGACGCAGAGGCAAGGAGAGGGGAAGAAAGAGGAGAUAAAGGUGAAGACUGAGGUGAAGGUUUUCGAGAACCAGAGGGAGGCAGAAGUGGCGGAGGCGAACGCCGAAUUGGCAAAAAAGAAGGCUGGAUGGGCUAAGGAGGCGGAGGUGGCGGAGGUGGAGGCUACAAAAGCGGUGGCUCUCAGGGAGGCUGAGUUGCAGAGGGAGGUUGAGAUUAUGAAUGCAUUGACUCGUACGGAGAAGCUUAAGGCUGAUUAUUUGAGCAAAGCUAGCGUUGAGUAUGAAACCAAGGUACAAGAAGCAAACUGGGAGCUGUAUAAGAAACAAAAGGGCGCCGAAGCAAUUUUGUACGAGAGGGAGAAAGAAGCGGAGGCUCAGAAGACGAUCGCCGAGGCUGCUUUCUAUGCUCGUCAACAGGUUGCCGAUGGAGAGUUAUAUGCGAAAAGGAAAGAGGCUGAAGGACUUGUGGCUCUUGCACAAGCCCAAGGCAGCUACUUGCGCACCCUCCUCGAUGCAUUGGGAGGAAAUUAUGCGGCACUGAGGGAUUACCUGAUGAUUAAUGGCGGACUGUUUCAAGAAAUUGCGAAGAUCAAUGCUGAUGCCGUGAAUGGAUUGCAGCCAAAAAUCAGCAUUUGGACGACAGGGGGUGGCGGAGAGGCAGCCCUUGGUGGUGGGAGUGAUGCCAUGAAGGAGGUACAAGAAGCAAACUGGGAGCUGUAUAAGAAACAAAAGGGCGCCGAAGCAAUUUUGUACGAGAGGGAGAAAGAAGCGGAGGCUCAGAAGACGAUCGCCGAGGCUGCUUUCUAUGCUCGUCAACAGGUUGCCGAUGGAGAGUUAUAUGCGAAAAGGAAAGAGGCUGAAGGACUUGUGGCUCUUGCACAAGCCCAAGGCAGCUACUUGCGCACCCUCCUCGAUGCAUUGGGAGGAAAUUAUGCGGCACUGAGGGAUUACCUGAUGAUUAAUGGCGGACUGUUUCAAGAAAUUGCGAAGAUCAAUGCUGAUGCCGUGAAUGGAUUGCAGCCAAAAAUCAGCAUUUGGACGACAGGGGGUGGCGGAGAGGCAGCCCUUGGUGGUGGGAGUGAUGCCAUGAAGGAGGUACAAGAAGCAAACUGGGAGCUGUAUAAGAAACAAAAGGGCGCCGAAGCAAUUUUGUACGAGAGGGAGAAAGAAGCGGAGGCUCAGAAGACGAUCGCCGAGGCUGCUUUCUAUGCUCGUCAACAGGUUGCCGAUGGAGAGUUAUAUGCGAAAAGGAAAGAGGCUGAAGGACUUGUGGCUCUUGCACAAGCCCAAGGCAGCUACUUGCGCACCCUCCUCGAUGCAUUGGGAGGAAAUUAUGCGGCACUGAGGGAUUACCUGAUGAUUAAUGGCGGACUGUUUCAAGAAAUUGCGAAGAUCAAUGCUGAUGCCGUGAAUGGAUUGCAGCCAAAAAUCAGCAUUUGGACGACAGGGGGUGGCGGAGAGGCAGCCCUUGGUGGUGGGAGUGAUGCCAUGAAGGAGGUUGCUGGUGUCUACAGGAUGUUGCCACCUUUGUUUAAGACUGUGCAGGAGCAAACUGGAAUGCUACCACCUGCAUGGAUGGGUGCCUUGACUGAUUCUAGUCACUCUUAA